Pogona vitticeps (central bearded dragon) is the source of this 2205-nucleotide messenger RNA. RefSeq names its product calmegin (gene CLGN). Gene Ontology annotation, cellular component: endoplasmic reticulum; endoplasmic reticulum membrane. Gene Ontology annotation, biological process: ERAD pathway; protein folding. NCBI's taxonomy places the organism in Eukaryota, Metazoa, Chordata, Lepidosauria, Squamata, Agamidae. The record is from RefSeq and is a predicted model, not a curated record. Gene Ontology annotation, molecular function: calcium ion binding.
CCUGCCGUUUCAGAGGAGCGGCGCAUGCGCGGGGGACAAUUGAGGUGAUUUGCUCUGGCAAGGCGCCGAGUUUUCCGCCGGAGAGGCACUGACAGAACCGCUAGUCACCGGCGGUAACGGUCGCGGCCUCCCAGGGACUCCGUAUUCAGGUAGCCAGAAUGCACUUUCACUGGAAUUGGCUAUGUAUGAGUGUCUUGGUCUUAACUUCAAGAAGUGCAGAACCUGAAGACUCAGAAAUUGAAGUAGAGAAUUUUGAUGAGAAUUCAGAAGAUGCUAAUGUUGAUAAAAGCAGACCAGCACUAGAGGUUGUGUACAAGAGUCCGAAACCUACCGGAGAAGUAUACUUUGCUGAAACGUUUGAUGAUGCAAUGUUGUCUGGAUGGGUUCUUUCUCAAACUAAAAAGGAGGAUACAGAUGAAGAAAUUGCUAAAUAUGAUGGAAGAUGGGAAAUAGAACCAUUAAAGGAAAACAUGGUGUCUGGUGACAGAGGAUUGGUUCUGAAAUCUGUAGCAAAGCAUCAUGCAAUAUCUGCUAUGUUGACAAAGCCAUUUAUUUUUGAUAGUAACCCACUGAUUGUACAGUAUGAAGUGAAUUUUCAAGAUGGCAUUGAUUGUGGUGGUGCAUACGUGAAACUUCUUUCCCAAAGUGAUGAGUUGAAUCUGGAAUACUUUUAUGACAAAACAUCAUACACAAUUAUGUUUGGACCAGAUAAAUGUGGUGAAGAUUACAAAUUACAUUUUAUCUUCAGACAUAAACAUCCUAAAACUGGAGACUUCGAAGAAAAACAUGCCAAGCGUCCUGAUGUAGACCUUAAAAAAAUAUACUCGGACAGGAAGACCCAUCUGUAUACUCUUGUGCUGAAACCUGAUGACACAUUUGAAAUGUUAAUUGACCAAACAGUUGUCAGCAAGGGAAGUCUUCUAGAACACAUGGUUCCGCCUGUGAAUCCUCCAAAAGAAAUAGAAGAUCCCAAUGAUAAGAAGCCAGAGGACUGGGAUGAAAGAGCUAAAAUUCCUGAUCCUGAUGCUGUCAAGCCGGAUGACUGGGAUGAAGAUGAACCACCCAAAAUAGAAGAUCCUGGUGCAGUUAAACCUGAAGGCUGGCUUGAUGAUGAACCAGAAUAUAUUCCAGAUCCUAGUGCAGAAAAGCCAGAGGACUGGGAUGAGGAAAUGGAUGGUGAAUGGGAAGCUCCACAGAUUCCUAAUCCAAAAUGUGAGACUGCACCUGGUUGUGGAACCUGGAUACGACCCAUGAUGACCAAUCCUAAAUAUAAAGGAAAAUGGAAACCACCUAUGAUAGAGAACCCUAAUUAUCAGGGGAUAUGGAGUCCUCAAAAAAUCCCUAAUCCUGAUUAUUUUGAAGAUCCCCAUCCUUUCAGGAUGACUCCUAUUGGUGCUAUUGGCUUAGAGCUUUGGUCUAUGACAUCUGAUAUCUACUUUGAUAACUUCAUAAUCUGUUCGGAAAAGGAAGUUGCUGAUCGAUGGGCAGCGGAUGGCUGGGGCUUUAAAAAAUUAGUUGCAAGUGCUAAUGAACCUGGUAUGUUUAGUCAAUUGGUGACUGCAGCAGAGGAACGUCCGUGGCUUUGGAUUAUAUAUAUUUUGACCUUAGCACUACCUGUAGGAUUGGGCAUACUCUUCUGCUGGCCAUCCAAGAAAACAGAUGAAGAUGUAGACUACAAAAAAAGAGAUUUAACAAAGCCAUUUACAAAAGGAGAACUAGAACAAGAGGUACAAGUAAAGGAUGAAGAACCAAAAAUAGCAAAUGAGAACACCGGGGAGGAGGAGUAUGAAGGUGGUGAAGAUGAAGAGUAUGAGGAAGAAAAUGAAACUGCUGAGGGAAGUCAGGAAGAAGAUGGCAAUAAAUCUCUUUCAGAGGAUGAGAUGAAAGAAGCAGAUGAAAAUAUAGGAUCUGGCGAUGGACCAGCAAAAUCAGUCCGCAAAAGAAGAGUACGAAAGGACUAACUUCCAGCUAGUAUUGAAGGUUACCUGGGUAGAGAAGACAGGUCUAGACAUGCUAUUUUGGGCUUGUCUGGCAGCAUGCAGGUGGUUGAAUCUUACGGUAAAAGACUGGAUUCAUCUUAGAUUCUUGGUCUCCAUUUUCCAGCCCCUCCUAAUCCUGCAAGAUUUUUUUCCUUUACUUGAAGAAAUGCUCCUACUUGUGAUGUUAUUUGUUUCUUUGCUUCAUAGAAUAAAAGGAAAACAAUGA